CAGACGGCUGCAAGAGGAUGGCUCCGAGAGGACCAGGGACUACGGAAGAGCCAAACUGAACUUUCUAUGGGCUCCUGGACUAGGAGAGAUUGGGAACCCGGAAACUGAACAAGAUCUGUGACAUUGGCCUUGCUGUCAGAAGUGAGACAUUUCUGGUGUCAGAAGUGGAAUCUGAAGUGACACACUGUCUUGACUCUGCUGCCACUGUUGGAUAUGAACAGAUAUGAGCCUGGUAUCUGCAGUCAACCCAUUAUGCUCUGUCAUCUUCCUGAUGAUCCUGGGUUACCGUGCUACAAUUCCAUGUUUCCUGAAAGAAAUGACUGGGUGCAAUUAUUCCACUGUGACUGAGUUUGUCCUAGAAGGAUUAACACACCAGCCAGAACUCCAGCUGCCCCUCUUCUUCCUGUUUCUGGGAAUCUACGUGGUCACUGUAAUGGGAAACCUGGGGAUGAUCCUCCUAAUCACUUUGAAUGCCAAGCUCCAAUCUCCCAUGUACUUCUUUCUGGGUAAUUUGUCAUUCAUCGAUCUCUUUUACUCAUCAGUUGUUACCCCCAAACUCCUGGGAAACUUUGUUUUGGAGCAGAAUGUUAUUUCCUACCCUGGAUGUAUCACACAGCUUUUCUUUUUUUGUGUUUUUGCUAUUGGAGAGUGUUUUAUGUUGACUGCAAUGGCAUAUGAUAGAUAUGUGGCUAUCUGUAAUCCACUGCUGUACAGUGUCACCAUGUCCCAAAAAGUGUGCAAUGCAUUGGUUGUUGGGGUCUACACCAUGGGUACAAUUGGAGCUUUAUCCCAUACAAUCUCUAUGACCAGAAUUUCCUUCUGUGGGGACAAUGUCGUCCACGAUUACUUCUGUGAUAUAAUUCCUCUCCUCAAACUCUCCUGUUCUAGCACUUAUAUAAACGAGCUUCUAGUGAUAUAUGUGGGUGGGUUCAAUGUGCUGUCAACAACUGGGACCAUCAUUGUCUCUUAUGCUUUCAUUAUUGCUAAUAUUCUUCGAAUUCCCUCAGCUGAAGGCAGGUCCAAAGCCUUUGGUACCUGUGGCUCUCACCUGACAGCUGUUGGGAUCUUUUAUGGCUCCAUCGUGUUUAUGUAUUUUAAGCCCUCCUCCAGCAGCAGCAUGACGCAGGAGAAGGUGGCCUCUGUGUUCUAUACCACGGUGGUCCCCAUGCUGAAUCCCUUGAUCUAUAGCUUGAGAAAUAAGGAUGUAAAGAACGUGCUGAGAAAAGUCAUCGCGAAGAUGUAUGGGUCACCUCAGGGUGGGGGUCAGAACCAGUGA
Molecule: messenger RNA, 1276 nt
Organism: Talpa occidentalis (Iberian mole)
Lineage: Eukaryota; Metazoa; Chordata; Mammalia; Eulipotyphla; Talpidae
Product: olfactory receptor 151-like
Exons: 4
Coding region: 224-1276 (350 amino acids)
Biological process (GO): G protein-coupled receptor signaling pathway; sensory perception of smell
Cellular component (GO): membrane
Molecular function (GO): olfactory receptor activity; G protein-coupled receptor activity; odorant binding
Source: RefSeq, a predicted model, not a curated record